UCACGGUCAGAAUGGAUUGACAAGGCAGGGUGGCAGUCGCAUGCUGCCUACCGGACCAGGUUUGCAGAUGAGCGGGAACCAUGACAGCUCUCCACACAGCAGCUCCACAUCCUGGGGCGUAGCUGCAAGGAUUGAGACUCUGAGCCUGGAUCCCUGAGCCUGGAUCACUGGCGUCUGCAAAACCUGAUCUACCAUAUCCUGUGGCUGUCCGCUCAGGAGUAGCCUCUUCUCUGGGCCCUGGAUAGCCCCUUCACUACCAGAGACCAUAUUCCUAUUCAGCUAGGCCUGGACCUACAACCCACAGCCUUCGGGCUUCCCUGCCCUGAGACACUUCAGCCAGGAUGAUCAAAACCUUCCGACAGUCAGCUAUGGGCUCCAGAGUGGGUGCCCUGGUGAGUCUGGGCCUCACCCUCCUCCUGUCCCUCACUGCCCACUGCUCUGGUCCUCAGACUAAGGGCUUCCCCAAGGGAGGGCUGGAUGCUAGUGAAGCCACCACAUGGGUCAGGGACAACACCUCCCUCCUGCAAAACUUUUGGUGCUUGCCAGCCAGCCAGCUGCCCCGGGAACAGCUCUCCACUUUAAUCAGAAGCCUGGCUUCACAGAGGGUCCCACUCAAAGCCUGGCAGCUCAGCUGUUUGGCCAACCUCGCUGCGCGGCUAGGCCUUCAGGAUGACUUCGAGUUCCACCCACCCAGCCUCCUGCUUUUCUACAAUCUGAGCCAGGUGAAGGAAGCCAACUGCCGGGCCUUCAUUCAUCACGCUGCCCAAGGGGACACCACGCUGCUGGCCAACUUGCCCAACCAGAGAGUUGCCCUGCGGCGCACAGCCUUGGCCUGUCUGGGGGGACCCCACCUACAGCUCAGUGCAUCAGACCUGGGGCUUCUUGGGGUCCUGGUAUGUGACAUGGAGGCGCCACAAAUUGUGACUGCAGACCCCCGUGUGCUGAAGAACCUGCUUCGCUGCCCAAGGCUAACUGCCACGCAGACUGCUGCCCUCAACACCCUGCUGGCCAGUGGGAAGACACAAAUUGGGCCUCCUGGCUCCUGGAAUGUGGAGGGGCUACAGGCCCUGGGACCUCUGGCCACCUACAUCAGGCCCCACCUGUGGGAGAAGGUGCAGGAGGCUGUGGGCUUGGACUUCUUCCGCAGUGUGGUGGCUGCCUACCGGGCAGGCCAGCUGAGCAGGCGUGAUGCCCAGCACUUCAUCACCAACUUCCUGGAGUCCAAAGCUAAUUCAGUGUCCUCAAGGCCCAAGCGGCGCACAGGGAGAUCCUGUGUCCGUGGCAACAUCACAGCAGCCACCCUGCACGAUGACCUCUUCCUGGCGCGCUAUGACUGCGCCCAGCUGGAGUCCUGCCUGGGCACACGUGUGCUCAGGGCCAACCUGGACCCCUUGCUCCAACACCCCCUGCCUGAAGAGUGCCAGCGUGUCGUCAAAGCCAAGCUCACUCAGAUCUACCCACAUGGCGUUCCUGAGGACCAGCUGCGCCUCAUCACCUCUCUGGUGUACCUCUACUCCCUCGCUGAAAUAGGCCAGUGGAACAUCACGUCUGGAGACACGGUGAUGGUCCUGCUGGCCUCAGACGCGGCUCUGGACAACCAGACAGAGGCAGUUCUUCAGAGGUUCUUGGACCAUAAUGGCAAGGUCACGGGCGCUCUUCUGGUGGCCAUCGGGGGUUCCCGUCUCUGCUGGAUGAGCCUCAAGCAGAUACAGAUCAUCCAGCCCUCAGAGUUCCGGCUGGCCGGGGCUCCAGACAUCUCUCUCUGCCCUCAGAGUCGGAAGGACGCGCUCUUCACCAAGGCUCAUGAGGUCUUUAGGAACACCAGUAGCAUAGGAGAGUACUACUAUUUAAUACGCCCCUACCUCGGUGGUGCCCCCUUGGAGGAACUUCAGUACCUGGCCCAGGCCAACAUCUCCAUGGACAUUGAUACCUUCACCAACCUCAACCCCCUCAUGCUGAAGAACAUGGGUGUGAACAACGUAAGAAAUCUGCUGGGACAGAAUGUGGGGGACCUGCGGAAGGCCCGCAACCAUCCAAAUGUUGUCCUGUGGAUGAACAGCCACAACAUGUCAGACCUCUCUGAGAUGGGCUUGGACACCAGUCCCACACUGACCUAUGUGACCAACAGGCCCCCUAACACUGCCUACUCACCACCCAAUUUGGACCACACCUUGGAUCCGCUGGGGAAUGAUGUUGCCCCUGCCUCAGGAAGCCCUCCAGUUCAUCUGGGAUACCUGUCACUUGCCAUGGCUCUGCCUUCCAGUCUCCUGUGGCUGCUACUGUGUCAGGUGCUUUCAGGACCAAUGGGCACUGUUCACAGGACACUAGGGCCCUGGCAGUUGCCAAUGGCACUGACCCAGGGCAGUCAGACCCCUGAACAUCAGGAGAGAUGCAGCUGCUAAAUGGAACAAGACACCUGCUCAAGCUGAAGUACAUGACCCAGGUCCCAGGGGACAUGCUGUGUCCCCCAUCCUAGGAGGGUGGCCCUGGCACACACCUCAGCUCCCAGGACCUGCCCAGCUACAAGGACAAGUUGGUAGGAGGAGACGGGGUCCAGAACCUCUGGCCUAUUCCAAGACAAGUGGGACUUGGUGUCACUUCACUGUUACUGCCCUCACCAGUGGUUCUGAAUAAAGCA
Messenger RNA from Psammomys obesus (fat sand rat), 2638 nucleotides. RefSeq names its product mesothelin-like protein. The record is from RefSeq and is a predicted model, not a curated record. The transcript has 16 exons. Bases 342 to 2402 code for a protein of 686 amino acids. Lineage: Eukaryota; Metazoa; Chordata; Mammalia; Rodentia; Muridae. Gene Ontology annotation, cellular component: cell surface. Gene Ontology annotation, biological process: cell-matrix adhesion.